Messenger RNA from Quercus lobata, 1029 nucleotides. RefSeq lists its product as uncharacterized. The record is from RefSeq and is a predicted model, not a curated record. The transcript has 2 exons. NCBI's taxonomy places the organism in Eukaryota, Viridiplantae, Streptophyta, Magnoliopsida, Fagales, Fagaceae. Bases 1 to 1029 code for a protein of 342 amino acids.
AUGAGGCAACUUAUGAGACGCAUAGAGGAGUACAAACGCCAGGAGGACGAUCGGCUGCAGAACAGGGGGAAAGCUCCGUUACUCGGGAGAUCUCGGCAAGGCGUUGUGCCGGCAAGACCCAAAAAAGACUUCAGAAUGCAGGAACCAGAGGUGCCAAUUGAAGGAGUUAAUGUGGUGUUCAAAGAGCCUAUGCACAAAAUCUUAGAUCGGAUCAAGAAUGAGUCAUUCUUCAGGCAACUAGUAAAGGCAGGGUACUUGAAAGAGUUUGUAGUAGACUCCACUGACCGAGAAGCUGGCCAGGGCGUCCAACAGAAAAGGAACCCCCUCCCGCCACCACUAGGGGUGAUCGAAGUCAUUCACGCUGCACCAAGAGGAACGGCAACAGCAAAAAGGGUAUUGACAGUGGAUUGCACAGAAAGAGAUUCAGCCGAGAAGAAGAAGAAAGUUGAACGGCUGACCAUCUCAUUCGGAGAAGACGAUUUGGAAGGGACGGUCCAACCUCAUGACGAUGCAUUGGUGGUGACGGCUCGGAUAAGCGGGUUCCUGGUGAAGAGGGUGAUGAUAGACCAAGGAAGCGGGGCUGACGUCAUGUACCCAGACCUGUUCGAAGGGCUCGGAUUGAAGCCCCAGGAUUUAGCGAAAUAUGACAUGCCGCUGGUCUCAUUUGACGGGAGAGUCAUGAUUCCUGAGGGACAAAUCUCUCUCCCGGUGGACAUGGAAGGCAAGGGAGUUAUAGUGACCUUUAUAGUAGUCCAAUCAUUCUCACCGUAUACCGCAAUCCUGGGGAGGCCGUGGAUUCAUGCAAUGAAGGCUGUUCCAUCCACCCUCCACGUGAAAGUAAAAUUUCCCACUGAGUAUGGAGUCGCCGAGGUGAGAGAGAACCAACAAGUGGCGAGGCAGUGUCUUGUCGCCGCGGUCAGGUGUAAAAGUGAACAACUCAGACAAGCGGAGCAAACCGAAAAGAAACUUCAUAGCAAUUACAGAAGCCCCGAGGGGAAACGAGGGCGGACGUGGCCGAGGAGGUAUUGA